Molecule: messenger RNA, 1003 nt
Organism: Branchiostoma belcheri (Belcher's lancelet)
Lineage: Eukaryota; Metazoa; Chordata; Leptocardii; Amphioxiformes; Branchiostomatidae
Product: proline-rich protein HaeIII subfamily 1-like
Exons: 2
Coding region: 172-840 (222 amino acids)
Source: RefSeq, a predicted model, not a curated record
AAGUCCACGGUGGCAGCAGUUGGUGUGGCUACACAGAAGCCCCCACCGCCUGUGCAAAGACCCCCUCCCCUUCAAGCACAGCCCCCUCCCCCUGUCCAGAGACCCCCUCCCCCUCAGGCACAGCCUCUACAACCUGAGAAAGUAGGCAAGAAAGACAAGAAGGGCCCUGCCAUGAUCGGGACGCCGUACAACGUGACCCACGUGACUCACACCAGGAAUGUGGAGGAGGCGGAGGAGCUGAUCCGACGCCUGAUGAGCGGUCCUCCUCUCCAGCCGACGCCCGCCGGUCCAGCCGCAGGUCCGGUCGCCGGUCAGCCCACUGGUAAUGCUGCUGUCCCCAGACGACCUUCACCACCUCAGGGGGUCAGUCCCGCAGCGUCCACCAGUCCCCAACACCGACCACAGGCCGGCCCACCCCCCAGACCUGCCUCUGGGCCGGCAGCAGGGACGGGGCCACCUCCACGGCCUGCCACCGGGCCUGUGUCUUCACCCGGGGCGCCCCCCUCCCCACAGAACCGCCCGCAGCCCUCCCCACGCCGCUCCAAGGUCGACGUUGAGAUGGAACCCCCGGGAGCCGAGCAGCCCCGGCUAGCCCGCCCCGUCCCGCCAAGAGAGCCAGCACACGCAGACCCCAGAGUGCCCGGCUGGACCCAGCAGCUCCACCGCCACCCAUCCCCCCUCGCAGGAACGUCCAGUCCGCCAUCUUUGAUUCCGGCAGCGACCUUACCUCCCAGGAUUCCGUGGAGAGUCGUGAAGGUUCCGUCGUGUCGGAAACAAGUUCGGACAAAGUCAGCGAGGCGGGGUCGUUACCCAUGGAAACUGGGUCGUUACCCACAGUGAUGGGAUCAUUUCCCACUGAGGAUACUCCCUCAGAGGUCACGCUAACAGGUCAAGCAGAGGACGAGAUGGCCAGCCCUGUUCCCCCUGUCCCUCCACCAGGUGGGCCACCAGAAGAACCACCGAGUGGGCCGCCACCUGAACCACCCAGUGGGCCACCUGCAGG